Molecule: messenger RNA, 4612 nt
Organism: Thermothelomyces thermophilus ATCC 42464
Lineage: Eukaryota; Fungi; Ascomycota; Sordariomycetes; Sordariales; Chaetomiaceae
Exons: 5
Coding region: 365-4438 (1357 amino acids)
Biological process (GO): SCF complex assembly; protein ubiquitination
Cellular component (GO): nucleus
Source: RefSeq, a predicted model, not a curated record
CUUCACUUACGCUUGCCCCACAGGAAGGAAGUACGGAGUAGGUCUCCCCACAUCGCAAUUGCACCUUGAGGCUGCCUGAUAUCGGUGGGAGGUGCAACGGCGAGAGCAACGGGAACCGACACCAACAACCGUCAACAGUCAACAGCGAAGGUAUUCCCAACACAACAGCUGCUGGGCCAGUGGAGGAAAUCCCCUGGUAUUUCAAUUCUUUUUAUUCGGGGUUGUUGGCGUGGUCACAUGAGCUUCUAAAACCUGACCUGGUAUUGCUGCUUGCACCCCGCAGAGAGGCAUCACUGUUCGUCUCUUAGAUUACUGGAUAAUCAUCAAAUCGUGAUAUCUGCGUCGAUCCUACCCAUCAACGAUCAUGGCGACUACCCUCCCGGCAAACCCGACCCCGCAGACGGUCAGCCAGCUUCUGACCAAAAUCACCGACGUCGACCCCGACUUCCGGUUUAUGGCUCUCAACGAUUUACUCACGGUAUUCAACACUGCGAAAAACGACUUCCUGAAUCACGACUUCAAUACGGCGGCUCGGACCGUCGACCAUGUUGUCCGCGCGCUGGACGAUCAGAACGGCGAGGUUCAGAACCAGGCGAUAAAAUGUCUCGGCCCUUUAGUCAAGAAGGUCACCCCGCAAUUAAUCGCUCCGAUGAUGGAGAAGCUCUGCAGCCUGAAACUGAAGAAUUCGGUCGACAACUCCAUCCCAUCCAUGGCGAUCAGAGCCGUGGUAGAGGCUUUGCCUCGCCCAGUGCCUGGCGUGGCGCCGUCCAAGGAGGUCAACGAGGCAUAUUCUAGUCUUAGCCGCGUGCUUAUUCCGCGCUUUCUUGGUCGUGCCGGCCCACCCGGCAAGUCCAGCCCGGGUCUACUCGACCCCGAAGAUCCAAAUUCCGAUUCCGUCGAUGUACUCAUUGAGGUAGUCCGGUGCUUCGGGCCCAUGCUGCAGUCGUUUGAGAUUGAGGCCCUUCAUAAUGCCGUCGUUACCAUUCUUGAGAAAGACAGAGGCAACUCGGUGGUUAAAAAGAGGGCAGUUGUUGCUAUCUCGAUGCUCGCCCACUAUCUUUCCGACGAACUGCUCUCUGCUUUCAUCAAGCGCGUUUCCGGGGUAUUGGGCCAGUUGCAGCUGAAGGAUUCCACUCGCCGACUUUACAUCACGGUCCUAGGCUCCAUGGCUCGGUCCAUCCCUUACCGAUUCGGGUUUCACCUUGCGGAGUUGGCACCUUUGGUUCUCCGCGUUUUGAGCGAAGAGGAGCUUCAGGCACAGCUUGAGGAGAUCAACGAGGGCGGAGGGGCGACCCUCGAGUUCAACGAAGUUCGCGAGGCAGCACUAGUCGCCUUGGAAGCCUUCCUUUCGUCGUGUCCGACACAAAUGCGUCCCUUCACAAACGAAGCCAUCGAUGCCUGCCUCCGCUACCUGAAGUACGAUCCAAACUAUGCGUUUGACGAAGACGAGGAAAUGGAAGACGAGGAGGAGGACGAAGACGAGUUUGAGGAAGAUGACGAGUUUGAGGCCGCUGGAGGCUUUGAUGACGAUGACGACGCGAGCUGGAAAGUUCGGCGGUGCGCGGCUAAAGGGCUGUACACCAUUAUUUCGACCAGGAGCAGCGGCGACCUCCUCGAUAGCGGGGUGCUCUACGGCACUGUGGCUCCAGCCCUGGUCAAAAGGUUCAACGAGCGAGAGGAAAACGUUCGUCUUGAAGUGCUCUCUGGAAUGUCGCUCCUUGUACGGAAGACUGGAGAGGGAGUGCUACCCCAAUUCUCCGCCGACGGUGUGCAGAGCGAGUACCUGAACCAGCCACCUGCCAGUCGGAAGCGGCGGCGCCAAAGCAGUGCCGGCGGCCCUUCCCCUUUUGGCCUCUCCUUGGACCCAACGACUUUGUCCGGCACCGGCCUCACUUCACCUACUAAGGAAAAGAUUCCGGCAACUGGCCCUCGUGCCGAGCUGGCUAGACUGACCCCAGCCAUAGUCAAAUCCCUGACCAAGUUGCUCAAGGGCAAACUCAUCCCGACGAAGCAGGCAUGCAUCAAGCUCCUGGACGAUAUAGUAUGCGUGCAGUGGGGCGGUUUAGAAUUAUACUUCGACCUGAUUGUCGAUCCUGUCAUUGAUGCAAUCAAGCCAUCGAGCGCUGCAUCUACCUCUGCGUCUAUGUCAUCUACAGGCGGCGGUGCUUCUGCAACUGCCACUACUCUCAGGAUUGAGGCGCUUCGUCUAACCAGCGACAUCUCAAAGAAACACUCGUCAGCCGUCCUGCAGCCUCACCUGUCUAAAAUCGUCGCUGGCGUUGUUUCAGUCGCUCAUGACCGUUUCUAUAAGAUCUCGGGAGAGGCCGUGCAGACUGCCGAGGAGCUGAUCAAGGCUAUCACUCCACCACGGUCUCGAUCCACGGCCCAAAACUUCAAGAAUGAGCUCCAGAAGCUGUAUGAUAUCGUCAUCGAUGGGGCGACUGCCAACGACGCGGACGCCGAGGUUCGUCAAAAGGCGAUCCACGCUCUCGGUACACUGUUAGCUCAAACAACCGGCACGGAGGGAUCGGCUCUUUUACCUGAUGAGAAGCGCAAGGCUUCGCUUACCUGCCUUCUCGAGAGACUGAAGAACGAGACGACGAGGCUAGCUGCCGUGCGCGCCAUCGAUACUGCCGCCGCGAUGUCAGCGGAUGCUGUUCAGUUCGAGCCGCAUUGGACCCGCCAGGUGGUUGUUGAGCUGGCAUCCCAAUUGCGAAAGUCGAAUCGUGCCCUGAGAGGAUCAAGUGUCAUGGCACUGAAGCAUCUUACCUUGUCGCCCGCUACCAAAGGUGCCCUGGAUGAGGCCACCGUGCGGACAGUCGUAGAUGCGCUGACCCCUGUGAUCAACAACAAUGAUGCUCAGCUGCUUGGCCCCGGCCUUCUUGCCCUGGCUCGUCUUACCCAGGACAUGCCGAGCAUCGUUCUGAACCCGCAGCUCAUCGACGCUCUCUGCAGGUUGCUCCAGACCACUGUCGUUGGCACGGUUCUCGAUUCUCUGUUGGUUCUGGUCACCCAGGCGGGGCAAACUGGGCACGGAAAACCUCUGAUGGGGGCGUUCCUCAAGGAUGUCGGUGUCGGAGGCGACCCCUCGAUUGUCGGAAAGGUGAUUGGAACACUUCUGGUGGCCAGCGGUGAUUCCGCCGGAGUCACUCUUGACAGCUUUGUCCAGGAAAUCGAAAACAACUCGUCAGACCUGACUCGAAGAAGCCUUGCGCUAGCUGUCAUUGGCGAAGCUGGGUUGCGCCUCGGCAACAGAUUCCCAAUUCCACCGACAUUAUUCCUGCAGCAGUUCAGCAACGAGUACGACAAGGUGACACUCGCCGCGGCUGCCGCCCUUGGGCGGGCUGGAGCGGGUAAUGUCUCUGUUUACCUGCCAGUAAUCUUACAGUCAAUGCAGCAAAAGGGUGGCAGGCAAUACAUGCUUCUACAGUCGAUCAAGGAAAUUCUCCAGCAAGUUGCCGUCUCUUCAACCAACAUCGGCGAGUUCUCUAUGUCGAUCUGGGAGCAGAUACUGGCGGCCAGCGAGACCGAGGACAACAAGGCGGUUUGUGCUGAAUGCGUUGGGCGAAUGGUUAUUAUCGACCCAAAGACGUACAUGCCCAAGUUGGAGUCCUUAUUCAAGAACACCUCGGUUGCUCUAAGAGCCAUCGCAGUCCAGGCUCUCCGGUAUACCUUGCCAGACGACAACGAUGCGUUCGAUGCAUAUCUCAGGAACUCUCUUGUUGAUCUCCUCAAGAUCGCGCUCGGCGAUAACGAGAUGGAGAUUCGGCGCCACGCCAUGUCCACGCUCACAUCAGCAGCGCACAACAAGCCCGAACUGGUUUUGGCGCACCUCAACCACUUGAUGCCGUUUGUGAUGAACGAGACAGUAAUCAAGCCAGAGCUCAUCCGCGAGGUGCAGAUGGGCCCAUUCAAACAUAUCAUUGACGACGGCCUGGAAGUGCGAAAGGCGGCGUACGAGACUCUCUAUGCGCUGAUGGAGACAGCCUUCUCCCGUGUGAGUAUUAUUGAUCUCUAUGACCGUAUUGUUGCCGGCCUCUCCGACGACAAUGACAUCCGCGCCCUCUGCAACUUGAUGGUCUCAAAGUUGGUCUACCUCGACCCUGAUGAGACUGUCCGGCGACUCGAUUCGAUCGCCGAGGGCUUCCGGAAAACCUUGUCUCAUAAGCUCAAGGGCAACGCCGUCAAGCAAGAGAUUGAGAAGCAAGAGGAGGCCAACAAGUCAGUGCUACGCCUCACGCUCCUGCUUGGGGACAAGCUUAACAAGAGUGCCCUCAACACGACCGGGGCUCAAGCUGCUGCUGGUGCCGCCGCCGGGUCGAACCAAGUCUGGACCAGCUAUUGGGAGUGGGUCAAUAGGGACUUCGCAACCCAGCUCAGGAGCAUCAGAGAUGAGAGCAAGGCUGUCGAUCCGGCAGAUGAUGCCUCCGCUCCAUAGGGAGUACCUUGCUGGUGCUGCACGAUCCAAAGUUUGCACGAGACUGGUUCAGACCCGGCAAAUCGUUGCCUAGCACAGGCUGAUCGAGGGCUUGAACGGGACAGUUUGAUGACUGGUCAGGGGUUAAGUUCCGAGCUCGUGUUGCGGUAGGUUACUGCCGGACCUUCUUCGCUC